UACAGAGUAGUACAUUUCGAGUGAUAUAUGAUAACUCGUAUGAUAAGCACUGGCUCAUUAUAUGGAGUGGUACUUUUCAAAUGGUGUGGAGUGUACGGAGUGGUACAUUUCAAAUGAUAUGUGAUAAUACAUAUGACAAGCACUGGAGUGGUAAUUUUCAAAUGGUACAGAGUG
Messenger RNA from Dentiscutata erythropus, 174 nucleotides. Lineage: Eukaryota; Fungi; Glomeromycota; Glomeromycetes; Diversisporales; Gigasporaceae. The record is from the annotation of a GenBank genome assembly.